AUGAAAUAUGAGAAAAAAUUUUGGAAUAAUGAUAAGGGGAAAAAAAAAAGAAAUGAAAAAAAUUUGAAAGAUGACAAUUAUAACAGAGGUCAUAAUAAAAGGUAUAAUAACUAUGAGGGGGUGGGAUACAACAAAUCUUACAAUCACUUAUUGCACAAUAACGGGAUGCUUAAAAAUAUGGCACACAGUGAAAGGACAAACACAGACAUGUUACACAAUGAUUUGUUACACGAUGAUACAUUACAAAACGACUUGUUACACAAUAACAGGUCUAAAAAUAAUAAGCCCCACCAUAGUAAAUACAACUCAGAAAAAUCGAGUUACACACCUUUCCCCCAGAAUUUGAAAAAAUACAAUAAUUAUGAAAUCAAAAACAAAAUGUUAGAUAAACGAAAUAAUAAAAAUAAUAAUGAACAUAUGUUAGCUUCAUCAUCUUAUAGAAAAGGAGCGAUGAAUCAAAAAAUGCAUAUUUCUAAUAAUAUGAAAAGUAACCAUUCGAGGUAUCAAAAAACAUACCCAAGGGUAUCAACCCAUAGGACAUCAAAAUUUAGUGUACGUGGGGAUAAUUAUAACUUGAACAAUUUUGACGGCAAUAAAAAUAUUGAAAGCUGUGAUAUUUCGGAUGAUUAUAUUAACCAGGACAAUUAUAAUGUUGAAGCUAAUUACCGGUAUAGCGAUAAUAACGAUAAGAAUUAUGGCAGUAAUUAUGGCGGUAACUAUAGCAGUAACUGUAACGAUAAUAGUAAUGAUAGUAGUAAUGGUAAUAGUAGUAAUAAGUAUAGUAGAACUUUCAGAAAUGAGGACAUACAUAUCGAACUGAGUAAUAUGCAUAGAGACCUGCACAACAUGUUAUUUUCCGCUUCAAAAGUAAGUGAAGAGAAUAGUUUGGAUGCAAAUAAUUGGGAGAGGAAUAAUUCGGAGGGAGCUAAUUUUGAGGAAACUAAUCCUAAUAGUAAUAGUAACUCAAAUGAUGAUUUCAAAACAAGUUUUAGCAAUUUUUUUAACUCAUAUCAAAUGAAUGUGAAAAAUAGUAGGAACAGUAAGCAUAAUGAUAAUAACAAAAUUGAGUCUUCGAAAAAUAAAGAGAGUAAUGACAGCGUGUUAAGUAAACUUUUAGUCCUGAGGAAUAUUCCGUUCAACAGUGUGAACACAGACAACUCGAAUGACAACAGCAAUAAUGAGAUUGCUGAUAAAAGGAGUAAUAACAUUAGUGGUAAUGAUAUUGACAGCGCUAGUGGCAAUGUUAGGGGCCUCGUUGGAGGUAAUAGUAAUGGUGAGCAUAAAGUUAGUUCAAACAGCAAAACGGCCAUGAUAAUUAACGAUUUAAAAAAAUGCCUUAAUAGCAAUGGUGAAUCGAAUAUGUAUACACUGAAUGAUAAUAUGCUACAGUCUUUAUCCUUUGACAACAAUAGGGUAGGUUAUGAUAAGGACAGUGUAAAUAAUUAUUAUUUGGAUAAUGACCAUUUUGAUGCAAAUAAAUCAACUGGUGGGAUUAAAUCAGUUGAUGAAAGUAUUAGUAGUCGUAAUAAUAGUUUUUUAUCCCAACAUAUGUAUGCGAAUAUUAAGGAAGACUGCAUGGAAGGAGGUAAUGAAGAAAUAGAGCAUAAAACUAAUAGAUAUAAAUACAUGAACAAUGAUUACAAAUUCGUGCAAGAAUCUCCCAUAUCAAAUAAUAGUGCGAAUGGUGGAAAUGGAGAUAGUAGCGAAAGUAAUAGCAGUAGCAGCAUUUGCGGUGUAAUGGAAGCAAAUGCUUAUAGAAUGAAAGAGGAAAAGAUAACUUUUAAUAAUAAUAAUUUAUUCCCUAGGACGCAGAUUGAAGAAUCAUUGAAAGUUUUAAAUACAUUACAAGUAGACAUUGAAAGAGUGUGUUGUUAUAUUAAACAUUUCAUAGACCCCCCUGAGCAAGUGUUUGAAGUUAUGGUGAAUUCUUUUGUUAAUAGGUCAGUGUUGAUAAAUUCCAAAAUUGCCAUUUUUUAUGUAUAUAAUCACUUGAUACAAGAAUUAAGAAAUAAUUACAAAAACGAUUUUAUUAGAUAUAAUACCAUAGCUGAAAAGGGAUUAGAAAUAUUUGUUAUUCCUGUGCUAAGACAUAUCCUAAGUGAAGAAGGAAACAGUGAAAUGAUUAAUAAAAUUUAUAGAUGUAUAUCUAUUUGGAAUGAAAGAAAUAUUUAUAGUAAAAUUAUAUGUGAUCAGUUAAAAGCAUUACAAAAAAAUCCACAUAAAAAAAUUGAUUUAUCUUUGAAACAUACAGCUAGUCAAGCACAUAGUUUAUUAUCAAAUGAACUCUCAAAAUUUGUUCCUGUAAAUUUUAUAUUAAAAAUGCCAAGUAUUAAUAAUGAACAUAAAAAAGCGUUAGAAGAUAAAAUUUUAAAUGCCCUUUUUCUUAAUUUGUCAAAAGAUACACUAAAAGAAUUUCCCGGUGAAGAUAUUGAAGAAGCAUCAAAAACAUCAGACAAAGUUAUGAGGAUAUUCGGCCAAGAGUUAAUUUUAAUUAAUUCACAAAUUUUAGAAUUAUCAUCCUUAAUUAGUGACAAUAAUGAACAUUUGGUUAAGCUGCAAACUGCAAUGGAGAGGUUAUAUGAGUAA
This is a messenger RNA of Plasmodium malariae, 2586 nucleotides long. RefSeq names its product conserved Plasmodium protein, unknown function. The transcript has a single exon. NCBI's taxonomy places the organism in Eukaryota, Apicomplexa, Aconoidasida, Haemosporida, Plasmodiidae. The coding region runs from base 1 to 2586 and encodes 861 amino acids. The record is from RefSeq and is a predicted model, not a curated record.